GCUAUACUUUUAUAUAUCCUCGUUUAAGUCAUCUAAAUGACAGUAGUUACGGAUAUAACUGGAAACGAUGGACCGUUUUUUUAUUCAGUUUUAGCACAAAGACCGACAGCGGUAGACUUUUUAGCAGUGGGAAACUUUACUCAUCCUUCAGUUCGAAAUCUAAUUUUGGCAAAGUCAUCUUUUUUAGAAAUUCGGGAAAUAACCGCUCAAGGUCUACUGCCUUAUUAUGAAGUCCCUAUUUAUGGGAAAAUAGCGGCUAUCUUUUUAUUCAGACCCGACAAUUUUCAAAAAGAUCUUCUUUUUAUUAUUACUGAACGUUAUGAUUUUUGCGUGCUCAAGUACAGUUCAUCUACAAAAGAGUUGAUCACAGUCUCUUCAGGAAGCGCACAGGACUGCGUUGGUUAUCCUGCUGAUUGUGGCGUUCUUGCCGCUGUUGAUCCCUUCUGUCGCAUGAUCUGUUUACAUAUUUAUAACGGCGUUUUAAAGAUUCUUCCUACGAAUGCCUCCACUGGGCAGUUAAGCGAAGCGUAUAAUGUCAGGCUCGAUGUCCCCAAUGUUUUGGAUAUAAAGUUUUCCUAUGCAUCAACAAAGCCAACGAUUAUUGUUCUAUACCGAGACUUUCUUGGGCGAACUAACGUGGCUACUUAUGAGGUAGACGUUCGAGAAAAAGAUCUAACCCCUGGGCCGUGGGAACACAGCGAUGUCGAAGACGGUGCAGCCAUCUUAAUUCCCGUUCCUCCGCCUUUGAAGGGUUGCUUGAUACUAGGAGAGCAGCUGAUCACGCACCACAAAGACAGGCAAGGACGCUUUAAUAGCGCAGCCGUGAAUAGCACCUACAUGAAAUGCUACUGCCAGGUGGACGCCGAUGGCCAUCGCUACCUGCUCUCCGAUUAUUUGGGUCGGAUGUAUGUCGUCAAGUUGUUCGAAAACGAAAUCAAAGUAGAACUUUUAGGAAAAACAUCGUCGCCGUCUGCCAUAAGCUACCUUGAUAAUGGUUAUGUUUACGUGGGAAGUAAAAUGGGCGACUCCUGGUUAGUGAAACUCGAAAACAAAAGGAACGAACAUAAUAGUUUUCUAACGAUCGUUGCGAAGGAAGGCAACCUGGGGCCCAUCGUCGACUUCUGUGCCCUGGACUACGACGGCCUCGGUCAAGACCAGAUUGUCACGUGCUCCGGGGGCGACGCGGACGGCUCCCUAAAAAUAAUGCUCAACAGUUUGGGAGUACACCACAUGGCCGCACUCCGACUUGACGGCCUCACUGACUUGUGGGCGAUAAAGCGACAGUCUGCUUUAUAUGACGACCUUCUGUGCCUGAAUUUUACUAGCCGGACAGCCAUCUUGUCUAUUACUGGGGAAUUUGAAGAGCUGAGCCCUGAGAGCGUUCCCGGUUUUCUCUGUACCGUAACUUCUCUUUACUGUGGCGCAAUUGUAGGGAACAGAAUGCUGCAGGUGACCGAGAGGUCAGCAAGAGUCAUUGGUCCUCAGUUCGAGCUCAUCCGCGAGUGGACGCCUGAAGACGAAAGCCGUAUCACUAAAGUAGCAUGUAACGGCCGCGAGCUUGUUCUGGUUUUGGGAAGGAGGCUGGUUCAUCUCAACUUGGAGACGUGGCAGUCAAAAAGCGCGGACUGCGAGCAUGAGGUGGCCUGCGUAUCUGUACGUGCUGUGAGUGAAGGCGAUACUUGCUUAGAAUACUGCGCCGUUGGCCUUUGGGAGGAGGCCUGCGUUGUAGUUUACAAACUGCCGGAGUUGAGCGUGCUAACCAAGAGAAGCAUUGGAGGAGAUUACAUCGCCCGGGCGCUCCUCAUCGCCCGCUAUGGAGAGCACGAUUUUCUCUUUUGUGCGUUGGGCGACGGCACUAUGAUUUACUACAAGUUCCAUGGAAAAGAGCUGAACUGCGAAAGGCAGUUUUAUAUAGGGACGCGCCCGGUGAAGCUUACGCCUUUUCUUUCGGGAAACCGCGAGUGCGUGUUUGUCUCUUCGGACAGGCCGACAGUCAUUUUCAGUAUGAACGCCAAGAUUGUUUGUUCAGUGGUCAAUUUGAAGGAUGUUCGUCACAUGUGCCCAGUCACCACGCCACUGUUCCCCAAUUGCCUGGCGUUAUGCACUGAAGGGGUCCUUAGUAUCAGUACAAUCGAUAGCGCUCAGAAGCUGCACAUUCAGUCGCUUUUUUUGGGAGAAAUGCCUCGCCGUCUGGCCCAUAUGAAGGAGUCAGGGACCUUUGCUGUGUUGACUACUCGUGAAGAGCUUCGCAACGACAAACAACUUACUGAGAGACAUUUUGUGAAACUUUUUGAUGAUCAACUAUUUCAAAUGACUUCUUGCUAUGAGCUGGACGACAACGAGCAUGGUUGUAGUAUAGUGUGUAUGCAUCUUGAGGAGAUUGGUAUACGUGCCGUGUAUGUUGUCGGAACUGCUAUUCCCCUCCCGGCGGAUCAAGAGCCCCAAUCCGGCCGCUUGCUAGUGUUUGCGGUGGAAGAUGACAAGCUUCAUUUGAUUUCCGCAUAUGCUGUGUCCGGAGCGGUUUACUGCCUUUCAUAUUACAAAGGCCUUCUUGUUGCUGGGAUCAACGGAACUGUUUCAAUGUUUAGCUUUGAGAACACUACGGACAAAGGGCUUGUGAUGAAACAGGAAGAGGCGCAUUCCAAGCAAGUCGUUGUGUUAAGCUUGAAAGCCAAGAACGAAUAUUUUCUUGUGGGAAAUCUGUUUCGCUCGUUGAGUUUGCUUAAAUACAACGAUCUUACCAACUCCCUUGAACAAGUUGCCCAGGACCCCGAGAGCAAAGUCACCACUGCCGUGGAGAUUGUGGACGACAACUGCUUUAUAGGCGCUGAACACUGUUACAAUUUCUACGUUAUGAAACGGACUGAAAAACAAAGCGAUUCAGAAGCUGUCGACUCCCUCAUUCCCUGCGGAGAGUUUCACAUAGGCGAGUAUGUCAACCAGAUCCGGCCGGGUUGCCUUAUUAUCAGAGAUCUACAUGAUGCUGAGGGGUCCGCACGUCCUCUGUUAGUCUACUGCUGCGUGUCCGGAGCUGUGGGCAUCCUCGCGCUUUUAAAUCGUGAUCAAUUUGCAUUUUUACUUCAGCUCCAGCAAAAUAUCAACCAAGUAGUAAAAGGUGUCGGCGGCUUUAGUCACGCAAAAUGGCGGUCGUUUUCAAAUAGCCGACGGGAGUGCGAGUCUUCCAACUUUAUAGAUGGCGACUUGGUAGAAUCGGUACUGAGUUUGGGAGACGAUCUACUGGAAAAGAUUUGCAAGGGCUUGUACAAGUCCGAGGGCGGCGAGCGACACCAGGUCAACAAGAAAGAACUACUGAGAAUUGUGGGAGAGCUGUCGAGAAUUCACUGAGCGCCGCCGAUGUACAGCAUAAACUUUUUUUA
This is a messenger RNA of Zophobas morio, 3377 nucleotides long. RefSeq lists its product as uncharacterized. Gene Ontology annotation, molecular function: protein binding; nucleic acid binding. The record is from RefSeq and is a predicted model, not a curated record. The transcript has 38 exons. Lineage: Eukaryota; Metazoa; Arthropoda; Insecta; Coleoptera; Tenebrionidae. The coding region runs from base 37 to 3345 and encodes 1102 amino acids. Gene Ontology annotation, cellular component: nucleus.